AUGCUCAUGAUCUGUUUGUCGGACAGAGGUUCUUCCUUCCAAAUGCUUCAAGUCACGGAUUUUCAUUUGGAUGUGGAUUAUUCUACUCAUGGGGACCCGGCAAAAAUGUGCCACAUCACCAAUCAGUUGACUGGCUUGGGUGUCGAACUCGGACGUUUUGGUGACUAUAUGUGCGACUCGCCCGAGACCCUCGUACGGUAUAUGAUGUCUGAAGCGAAGCGGCUCGUGCCAAGCCCGGAUCUGAUUCUCUGGACCGGGGACAAUGUUCCGCACCUGGAGGGCUACGAUAUGCCAUAUGUGUUCAAUGGCAUUUCCUUGGCGACCAAAAUUCUCGCUUCGACGUACCCCAAUGCAACAAUAUUGCCGACGUUUGGAAACCACGACUACGCGCCGGCAAACGACUUUGUUGAACAGAGUCCCCUCUAUCAAUACGCGUACGAUGUUUGGGAGGAGUGGCUCGGAAAUGAACAAAAGAAGACUUUCCUGCAAGCCGGCUAUUACAGUCAUCUUCUGCCCGGGGGACGACAGGAGAUUCUGGUCCUCAAUACCAAUCUCUACUAUGCGUUGAACGAGGCUGCCGCCAACUUCUCCGAUCCCACGGACCCCGGGGGACAAUUCAGCUUUUUAGAAGAAAGAUUGAAGGCGGCCGCUGAUUGUAGGGAUAUUUUGGCACGUAAGCGAUCGGCGAGUGCGGGCUGCGUGCAUACGGUGCACCUCGUUGGUCAUAUUGGUCCGGGCGCAUUCGAACGAACUCCAAAUAUCACUUGGUUCCGCCCGUUCUACAACGAUCGGUUACUGGCUUUGGUUGAACGGUUUUCCUCGAGCGUUGGGUGGAUGCUGUUCGGCCAUCAUCACACCGAUACUUUUCAUAUCAUUCGGGAUUCAACAGGACUGCCGAUUAACGUUGCUUGGAUGUGCCCCGCAGUGACCCCCUGGUUUUCAACGUUACCGGGAGCCGGUUCCAACAACCCGACGUUUCGGGUGUACGAUAUCGACGAUCAGACCGGCACUAUCAUCGAUUUUACAACCUAUGCCUUGAACCUGGCAGAGCUGAAUAAAGGCGGGAAUAGCAGUGUCCGGGUGGAAUAUCGAAUGCGUGAGGCGUACCAGCUAAAAUCCCUGGCAUCGAGUGAAAUGUCAAAGCUGCUGGAACGAUUCGAAGACGAUGAUAGUUUGUUCUUACAAUAUAUUGGAUACAACUCGGCUGGCUACAAUGCGACGAUGCCUGUCAACGAAUACCGGAUGGCUCAGCUAUGCUCGUUGCGAUACGCGGACUACCAGCGUUACUUUGAAUGUAUGGCGAACAGGGACGUUGGCACCACCAUAACCACCUGGUCAGCGCCAACCACAACAAAAAUAGCGCAUAAUGCUGACCACCACCUGUUGAUUGUCGUCGAGGCAUUAAUCGUUUACCGCCUCGUGACAUCGUGG
Mesorhabditis spiculigera is the source of this 1431-nucleotide messenger RNA. NCBI's taxonomy places the organism in Eukaryota, Metazoa, Nematoda, Chromadorea, Rhabditida, Rhabditidae. The record is from the annotation of a GenBank genome assembly.